Molecule: messenger RNA, 1555 nt
Organism: Cyprinus carpio (common carp)
Lineage: Eukaryota; Metazoa; Chordata; Actinopteri; Cypriniformes; Cyprinidae
Gene: tmem125b
Product: transmembrane protein 125b
Source: RefSeq, a predicted model, not a curated record
CCACAGGAACGAAUGACUGCUGUUCGGGACACAUGAUCACACUUCACACAGUUUGAGUCUGAAUCAAGGAUCAGAAACAUGCACUGACGAAAGGCAAUACACACCCCAGACGACUGCAGCAUCUGAGAGACCCUGGAGAUGGAGCUUCUCCCCCUGAGUGUGAUGAGUCCCGGAGCGCCCCUUCGUCUGCAAGCAGACCCUUUGUGGCUCCAGCGCCAAGCUGUGGAGGAGCAGGUGGAGCUGUGGUGGUUCAACGAGCCGCACGUGUCUCUCCUGUGCUACUGUUUUUCAGUGGCCAUGGUUCUGAGCCUGGGCUUAGCCGGCGUGGGGCUCCUCUCGACCGCCUCCUCCGCCGCGGGGCCCUCGGUGCUGUGGCGCUUGGGCGUAGGUUCCACUCUCUGUCUCCUGGCACUGGUGGUCCUCAUGAAGCAGCUGCUCAGCUCUGCAGUGCAAGACAUGGGCUGCAUACGCAGCCGCAGGCGCAUCGAGCAGCUGCGCAGUGGAGGAACGGUGGAUCCCGUGCUGUUGCUCUUCACUGGUUUGGCACUGGUGGUGUGUGGGACUACACUGCUCAGUCUCACUCAGCUGGACAUGCUGCUCUCUGGCGUGACCCUCCUGGCCAGUGGGGGCGCUGUGGUCCUAGGUGUGAUGGCGUAUGGUGUGAUGGUUUAUGUGCAAGGAAGGAGAAACAUGAGAAGGCGAAGACGACGAAGGGUGAGAGUGUAUACAGUGACGAGGCAAAGGAACCGACCAUGGAGGGAUUCAACUUCCAGUCAGUCGAAUUUGUUGUGAAAGAAGAACCGAGAAUUCCAUUUGUCUCUAGUUCCUACAUGAUAUUAAGACCUAUUUGCACAAACUGGUGUGUAAAACACAAUAAAGGAGCUUCAGUGGUGUUUAUUUUACACUGUUGUACCUGCAGUUUGGCUAGAAGACAUCUUUAGUGACAAUCAGACGCCUCCAAAUCAAAUGCUUUCAUUGCCAUUUUACGUAUCGUCUUAUGUGCACCAGGCGAUGGAACUUAUAGUUGGAAGUCAAAAUGAUCAAGUAGGAAUAUUCCAUAUGGAAAUUAAUCUUGAAUUGAAUACCUGGAUUUGCCAAAUUGCGCCUUGUACAACAAAGUUCACUCCUUUGAAUACCAUAUCCCAGAAUGCAGUGCGUUCAACUUCACCAUGCAUUUCAAAUCUGAUGAAUGAACAGAAACUUCUAGCACACUGGUAUCCAACUUACAGUUUUCUGUGGCAAAAAGUAAGCAUAGUAUGCUAUUCCAAAGUCAGACUGUCUUGACUUGAAGUGAAGUUGUUGACUUGAAGUCUCUUGUUCUACACAGCUGUCUACAGGUGGCGCCAAAAACUGGCAACAGUUAAUUCUAUACACAUUCCAGAGUAGUUAUUACACUAUAUGUUUUGAAUGACCAGUACAUUAAGUAUGCACAAUUUGCUAAAUAAAUCUAUGAUAGAGCUGCAUUAAAUGUAAGUGGUAUAUGUGUAAUGUAGUAAACUGUAAUGAGCUCUUCAUAACUGUAUUAAUUCACCUAAACUAAAAAAAUAAAUAAAAA